GAUUUUGCAGCUCAGGUAACACUGGUAUAUAUUCGCACGACCAAUUCGGAAGCGUUUUGCUCUAAAGAUAAUUGUUGACAAUAACCAAUGUUCCAUGAACCAAAUGUAAAAUGAUCGGCGCGAUACUGGACAUAUUCUGGAUUCCCAUUGGGGGCUUCCUCUCAUUUUUGAUAUUUAUUUCCGUCAUAAAUAAGUCCAUCGGCGUCCGAAAGGCGUACGUGAGCCUGCUCCUAAGGAUAUUCGAGUAUGGCCGAGUCAGUAUAGAGACAGCAUCCAAAGAGAACCACUUUUCCUCUCACAAUCCCAAGACUGAUGACAAACAGGGAGUGCAACUGGUUGACGAUACUGAGUCCAAAGAAGGCACCAAUGGGGCCACUUUGAUCACCAGAGAUGCAGUACUCUUGCCCCAAGCGCAGGAGCCCGCGCCUGAGAAACCAGUUUCCUCCACGAAGGAUGAGAUCAAUUUCGAUUUUGAGAAGUGUUUGGACUACGUUAAGUCAGGCGUAGAGGCCAUAAUCGAAGACGAUGUGACAUCGCGUUUUGAGGCGGAGGAGCUCAAGAGCUGGAAUAUGCUCACUCGCACCAAUCGCCACUACGAAUUCAUUUCCUGGAAAAUAACUGCCAUAUGGGUGUUUGGCUUCUUCAUUCGAUACGUAAUCCUGAUGCCGCUGCGAGUGCUGGUCUGCUUCGUUGGUGUUUUAUUUGCAGUUUUAUCAAACUUUAUUGUGGCUUGUUUACCGUUUCAAUUUUUACGGCUUUUCUUAGCGAGCUUGUGUUUCAAAGUUACGUUUCGCCUUAUUGCAAGUUCUAUGUCUUCCUUUAUCAAGUUCCACAAUAAACAGUAUAAGCCCACAGUUUCUGGGUUUUGUGUAGCCAACCAUACCUCUCCCUUGGAUGUGGCAAUAUUAUCGACCGAUUGUACCUAUUCUUUGGUAGUGUGGUUAACAGUUUGUACGGCGGCAGUGGGAUACUUGAAGGACGGGCCCUACAAACGCAGACUUGUGAACAUGGUGCUCGGGAUGUGCUUUGGCGUUUUGUCCAGCGCUAUCUCGGCGGUUAUAACUUACCACAACGAGGACAAUCGGCCGUCGUCUGGCAUUUGUGUUGCCAAUCAUACCAGCCCCAUCGACGUGCUGGUCUUGAUGUGCGACUCGACCUAUUCUCUGAUUGGCCAACGCCAUGGAGGCUUCCUGGGAGUUUUGCAAAGAGCUCUGGCCCGAGCAUCUCCCCAUAUUUGGUUUGAACGCAGCGAGGCCAAGGAUCGGCAUUUGGUGGCCGAGCGACUCAAGCAACACGUUUCCGACCCAAACAACCCACCGAUUCUCAUAUUCCCGGAGGGAACCUGCAUCAACAAUACAUCGGUUAUGCAGUUCAAGAAGGGAAGUUUCGAAGUUGGAGGUGUGAUCUACCCGGUGGCCAUAAAGUACGACCCGAGAUUUGGCGACGCCUUUUGGAACAGCGCAAAGUACUCGAUGAUGCAGUAUCUGUACAUGAUGAUGACCUCGUGGGCCAUUGUCUGCGACGUAUGGUAUCUGCCGCCGAUGUACAGGCAGGAAGGCGAGUCAGCGAUCGUCUUUGCGAACCGCGUAAAGAGCGUCAUCGCCAAGCAGGGAGGCUUGAUUGAUCUGGUCUGGGAUGGGCAGCUGAAGCGAAUGAAGCCAAAGAAGGAAUGGAGGGAGAUCCAGCAAGUCGAGUUUGCCAAUCGACUGAAGUCGGACUCAACCUAAAUUAUCAUAUUUCUACAGUGACUCUAAACUACAUACAUUAUUUUGCAUAAUUUGUAUUGGAGCAACUGUAAUUUGUAUAAAUUACGAUUAACUAUUGGAUGGUUUAAUAAAUGAUGAAGUCAAAUGUACAAUUAUAAUAAUUAUUUGUAUAUGAAUUAGCUUAUCUAUUUUAUAAAAAAUAAAUGAUAUCUGAUAAACGUGA
Messenger RNA from Drosophila ficusphila, 1929 nucleotides. It is a transcript of the gene Gpat4, whose product is annotated as glycerol-3-phosphate acyltransferase 3. Gene Ontology annotation, biological process: triglyceride biosynthetic process. NCBI's taxonomy places the organism in Eukaryota, Metazoa, Arthropoda, Insecta, Diptera, Drosophilidae. The record is from RefSeq and is a predicted model, not a curated record. Gene Ontology annotation, molecular function: glycerol-3-phosphate O-acyltransferase activity. The transcript has 7 exons. Bases 111 to 1727 code for a protein of 538 amino acids. Gene Ontology annotation, cellular component: endoplasmic reticulum.